Messenger RNA from Helicoverpa zea (corn earworm), 1117 nucleotides. RefSeq lists its product as uncharacterized. The transcript has 9 exons. The coding region runs from base 96 to 1034 and encodes 312 amino acids. Lineage: Eukaryota; Metazoa; Arthropoda; Insecta; Lepidoptera; Noctuidae. The record is from RefSeq and is a predicted model, not a curated record.
GCCAACACAAACUAUUAUGUUUGUUUUUCUUAUUUUUCCGUACCUAAGUGAAAAUAUUUAGGGAUUGUGUAACCAUAUAAAAGUACUGAAGCAAAAUGGAUAGAUACGUUAUUAGAGAACCGAGGGUCGGAGCAGAAUAUCCGCAGGGAAAUCAAAUGAUAGCGUAUUCAGUAAACGGAGGGAGAAAUAAUAUGAUGCUUCCUGAAAACGUUAACUAUAAUAGUGGACGUUACACACAUCCGUUCCCGAAUAUGCAGAAUGUUUCUACCGCGAAUUAUGUGGAUGUUGCGCAGAUGAAUACCCCAGUGUAUGGACAAAAUAUGUUACUAGGUCAGACUCCAAUGAUGACUGGAAUUGACCCCAGAUAUUUGGCGAAUUAUUCAGAUAACAGCGCUCAAUUUAUUGUUACAGGCCAACAAAUGCAAAGGGAACCUCCCGCAUCACCUAUGAACACAGGAUUCGGAGCGAACUAUCUAAACACUAACUUUGGGGGCGCAGAUAGGAAUAAAGCUAAAACUUUUACUCCUCAAGUACUAACAAGUAUUAAUAGUGUAACCCCCAAAAAACCUAUGGAUGUAGAAGUGAAAAACGAACCGCAACACCAAGUUUUGACAAGAAUGGACAAACUUAAGGCGCUUCACAAAAGCGGUCCGAGGGCGUUUUCCGGUCCAGUGGAGAAGGUGCUUAAAUGGCACAAGGCUUUGCAGGACAUCGGCGUUUUUGUAUUUUACGAAAUAGUUGCCAAAUGUGUGAGCGUAAGAUCUGGAGAGUCUUGCGCUAAGAUCCUUGUUAUAAGAGAUGACAGCGGCCCUGCAAUGCAAGUUGUAUACUACGAGAUAGAUUUUCUUCUCGCAGAAUUGAAACUCCCCACCACCGUGAGGGUGAUAGGAAGAAUGAUGCCAGGAACUUGUAGACUUCAAGCAUUCAGCGUCCGUCCGGCGACAGGGGAUGACGUCGCGACCUUGCAGCGUCGAGCUGCAGUAGCGGCCCACCAUGUUGCACGGCUCUGUAAAGAGUAUGGAGUCAACCAGUAAUUGUCUAUGGUUUGUGAUUGAUUUGAUUUUUAAAUAAAUGAAAUGUUGGUUGUUACGUUAAUUAUUCUAAAAAUAUGUUUUUG